AUGGUCAUCGGGAAGCUGGGCUUGAGCUCCCUCUUCCACACGAAGGCCAAGGAGGAGGCCUCGCCGUCACCUCCUCGAGGCGACCCGGCCGCGGCGCCGGCGUGGGCAUGGCCGUCCUGCAAGCACCCAAGAACGCGGUCCUUCCACGACGCGCCGCCACCGCCCGGCGCAAGAACGCUCGCCUCGAUCUUCCUCGACUCCGCCGAGAGCUCCUUCACCAACUCCUCCGCGCGGCGCGACUGCUCCGACAGCCCCUCCACGGCGUCCGAGGUGUCGGCGGAGGGCGGGGGCGACGCCGUCACGGCCGAGGACGCCGUCGUCGUGGGGCCCCUCCGCUCCUCCGACCGGCUCCUGUUCGACCCGGGGGCGUCGGGGGCCACCAGCUCCAUACUGGAGGAGAAGGUGCCCGCGGCCGCCGGCGAGGCGUUCGUCGGUGGCCUGGCCGUGGCGUUCGAGUCGGCGGACCCGUACGGGGACUUCCGGGCGUCGAUGCAGGAGAUGGUGGCCGCGCACGGGGCCGGCGGCUGGGGCUGGGGCUGGCUGGAGGAGAUGCUGGGGUGGUACCUGCGCGCCAACGGCAAGGACACGCACGGCGCCAUCGUGGCCGCCUUCGUCGACGUCAUCGUCUCCGUCGCCGACCCCGGCCGCGGCUCCUGUUCGUCCCGGAGCUCCUUCUGCGCGUCCGUGGACGGAGAUCAGUGA
Molecule: messenger RNA, 702 nt
Organism: Triticum turgidum subsp. durum (durum wheat)
Lineage: Eukaryota; Viridiplantae; Streptophyta; Magnoliopsida; Poales; Poaceae
Source: the annotation of a GenBank genome assembly